This is a messenger RNA of Arachis ipaensis, 1172 nucleotides long. RefSeq names its product very-long-chain aldehyde decarbonylase GL1-9. Gene Ontology annotation, biological process: lipid biosynthetic process. Lineage: Eukaryota; Viridiplantae; Streptophyta; Magnoliopsida; Fabales; Fabaceae. Gene Ontology annotation, molecular function: iron ion binding; oxidoreductase activity. The record is from RefSeq and is a predicted model, not a curated record.
UUUACUGGAGCUUUUAAAUCUUCAAUAAUGGUUUUCUGGGAAGGUUAUGUGAGUGAUGAAGUGAUGGGCACGUUUGCCCCUAUUGUGGUUUAUUGGUUAUAUGCUGGUUUCUAUCAGUUACUUCCAUCUUUGGAUAAAUAUCGGUUGCAUACUAAAGAAGAAGACAAGGAGAAGAAUUUGGUGCCCUUUGGAGCUGUUGUGAAAGGUGUUCUUCUUCAGCAGCUUGUCCAAGCAAUUGUUGCUCUCUUCUUGUUGACCACAACCUCAAACACACCUGAAGCGACGGUGCAGCCUUCUAUUCCCAAGCAAGUUUUUCAGAUCAUUGCAGCGAUGCUUGUCAUGGAUACAUGGCAGUACUUUGUGCACCGCUACAUGCAUCAGAACAAGUUUUUAUAUCGCCAUAUCCACUCGCAGCAUCAUAGGCUGGUCGUCCCUUAUGCAAUAGGUGCACUUUACAAUCACCCACUUGAGGGCCUUCUACUAGACACCGUCGGUGGAGCCAUCUCCUUUCUUGCCUCUGGGAUGACUUCAAGAACAGCAGUCACAUUCUUCUGCUUUGCUGUGGUGAAAACUGUCGAUGACCACUGUGGACUCUGGUUACCUGGCAACAUCUUCCAUUUAUUUUUCCAGAAUAAUACAGCAUAUCAUGACAUUCACCAUCAACUACAAGGCCUAAAAUACAACUAUUCACAACCGUUCUUUCCCUUAUGGGACAUGCUUCUUGGCACAUACAUGCCUUUCACUCUUGUAAAACGGCCGGAAGGGGGCCUUGAAGCAAGGCCGGCAAAGGACUAGUUAAGUGUCAAAGCCCUCGCAUCCGAUGGGACUGGUUUCCUGUUUCCUAUGCCGGCAAAUGCUUUCAGAUGAUAUGUAUAUCAGAAGCUUUUAUUGUGGACAUUUCCAAAGUUGGUUGGAGCUCAAUGGUGUUUGGUGGCUUGACAAAUGACAAUGUUUCUCAGUUCAUAUUGUCACAGAUAGCGUUUUUGCCCAGCCUCCUUGUGUAGCAUAGACUAUGAUAUGGUUGAGGAACGUUUUCAUAACCCGGAUUGUUAAUUAUGAUGUAUUUAGAAUUUUUUGAGAUGUAAGUUGCUGAAAGAGUGCCAUUUUUUUUCUGCCGAUAUUUAUUUGUUAUACUGAUUUAUUUUUUCUAUUAAAAUUGUGGAUUAAAGUAA